AGUUACAAUUUACCUAAAGUUUAAUAACGACAAGUAACUACCUAUACAUAUUUGCAAAUAAACUUAUUAGUACUGCAUUUCGACUUAUCAUAUUCUAUUACUUGUUUUUAGUGUUGAGUAUCAUAAUUCUACCGAAAAUGAACACAGAAGAAAAUAAAACGGAAACAUCUGAAAUGCUGUCAACAAGAGAUAAUAUAUCGGGUUUUUUCAUAGACGAUUACUCACAUCUAAGGCUAUCUUAUCACCAACCACACUUCAAAACGUCUAACGUAACAUCUAGUGACUCGGCCGUUUCGAAUAGUGAUAGCUCCUUUGGAUUUAAUAGUUGUGAUACAAUUGAAACCAACUUAAGCGAAUGCGUCAAAGACUCAGAUGAAAAACAGAAAAUGCGGGAGUACUACAUAUCUCAAUUGCCAGAUUUGCCGCAUCCUUCAUUCACUGUAGCUUCUAUUAUAGCAACUGCCUCACAGAAAGCAGGGUCUCAAUUCAGAUAUAAUAAUAGAAUUGAACAAGGGAAAAAAAGAGAACGUGCAGUAGAUCUGGAGUUCUUGCCGAAACGUAGGUCAACUUUGAAAUGUACAGAGCUACCUAAAUAAUAUUUUGUUUAAUUAUAUAUUUUUUAUCCUAGCAUAACAAAGAUACAUUUUAAUUCGUUGGUUGCUUUAUUGAUGUUUUAUUAGAUUUUUUUUAUAUUUCAAUAAAUUAUAAUAAAUAAAUACUAAAAUAAAUGCUUGUA
Messenger RNA from Galleria mellonella (greater wax moth), 736 nucleotides. RefSeq lists its product as uncharacterized. The record is from RefSeq and is a predicted model, not a curated record. The transcript has a single exon. NCBI's taxonomy places the organism in Eukaryota, Metazoa, Arthropoda, Insecta, Lepidoptera, Pyralidae. Bases 138 to 596 code for a protein of 152 amino acids.